AUGGUAGAUGAAGAAGAAGUUGAUGAGGAAGUAGUUGAGGACGACGUUGAAUUGGUUGUAGUUGAUGUAGAGGAGGAUGAGGCUGAUCUCAGCGUACUAGAUGUACUGGACGUAGAAGCAACAGAUCGAGCUGUGAAAUCUGGCACUUCAGAAGCGGAAUUCGAAGUGGAACUUAUAGACCGGGAAGUAAUAGACGACGCUGAUGAAAGUUCCUCAGCCUGA
Messenger RNA from Auanema sp. JU1783, 222 nucleotides. The record is from the annotation of a GenBank genome assembly. Lineage: Eukaryota; Metazoa; Nematoda; Chromadorea; Rhabditida; Rhabditidae.